AUGAAUAAGAAAAACAAAUCAUCAUCAUCAUCAUCAUCAUCAUCAUCAUCAUCAUCAUCAUCAUCAUCAUCAUCAUCAUCAUCAUCAUCAUCAUCAUCAUCAUCAUCAUCAUCAUCAUCAUCAUCAUCAUCAUCAUCAUCAUCAUCAUCAUCAUCAUCAUCAUCAUCAUCAUCAUCAUCAUCAUCAUCAUCAUCAUCAUCAUCAUCAUCAUCAUCAUCAUCAUCAUCAUCAUCAUCAUCAUCAUCAUCAUCAUCAUCAUCAUCAUCAUCAUCAUCAUCAUCAUCAUCAUCAUCAUCAUCAUCAUCAUCAUCAUCAUCAUCAUCAUCAUCAUCAUCAUCAUCAUCAUCAUCAUCAUCAUCAUCAUCAUCAUCAUCAUCAUCAUCAUCAUCAUCAUCAUCAUCAUCAUCAUCAUCAUCAUCAUCAUCAUCAUCAUCAUCAUCAUCAUCAUCAUCAUCAUCAUCAUCAUCAUCAUCAUCAUCAUCAUCAUCAUCAUCAUCAUCAUCAUCAUCAUCAUCAUCAUCAUCAUCAUCAUCAUCAUCAUCAUCAUCAUCAUCAUCAUCAUCAUCAUCAUCAUCAUCAUCAUCAUCAUCAUCAUCAUCAUCAUCAUCAUCAUCAUCAUCAUCAUCAUCAUCAUCAUCAUCAUCAUCAUCAUCAUCAUCAUCAUCAUCAUCAUCAUCAUCAUCAUCAUCAUCAUCAUCAUCAUCAUCAUCAUCAUCAUCAUCAUCAUCAUCAUCAUCAUCAUCAUCAUCAUCAUCAUCAUCAUCAUCAUCAUCAUCAUCAUCAUCAUCAUCAUCAUCAUCAUCAUCAUCAUCAUCAUCAUCAUCAUCAUCAUCAUCAUCAUCAUCAUCAUCAUCAUCAUCAUCAUCAUCAUCAUCGUCAUCAUCAAAUCGGUUAAACUCCCAUUAG
Molecule: messenger RNA, 906 nt
Organism: Schistosoma curassoni
Lineage: Eukaryota; Metazoa; Platyhelminthes; Trematoda; Strigeidida; Schistosomatidae
Source: the annotation of a GenBank genome assembly